UCGGAAACAGGAAAACGAGUCAGGGGUCGGAAUAAAUUUUAGUAUAUUUUGUGGACAAUUCCCAGAAAUUAAUGGCUAUGAGUUCUUUUUUGAUCAACUCAAACUAUGUCGACCCCAAGUUCCCUCCGUGCGAGGAAUAUUCACAGAGCGAUUACCUACCCAGCGACCACUCGCCGGGGUACUACGCCGGCGGCCAGAGGCGAGAGAGCAGCUUCCAGCCGGAGGCGGGCUUCGGGCGGCGCUCCGCGUGCACCGUGCAGCGCUACGCGGCCUGCCGGGACCCUGGGCCCCCGCCGCCUCCGCCGCCGCCUCCGCCGCCCCCGCCACCGCCCGGGCUGUCCCCUCGGGCUGCCGCUCCGCCGCCCUCUGGGGCCCUCCUCCCGGAGCCCGGCCAGCGCUGCGAGGCGGUCAGCAGCAGCCCCCCGCCGCCUCCCUGCGCUCAGAACCCCCUGCACCCCAGCCCGUCCCACUCCGCGUGCAAAGAGCCCAUCGUCUACCCCUGGAUGCGCAAAGUUCACGUGAGCACGGUAAAUCCCAAUUACGCCGGCGGGGAGCCCAAGCGCUCUCGGACCGCCUACACUCGCCAGCAGGUCUUGGAGCUGGAGAAAGAAUUUCACUACAACCGCUACCUGACGCGGCGCCGGAGGGUGGAGAUCGCCCACGCUCUCUGCCUCUCUGAACGCCAGAUUAAGAUUUGGUUCCAGAACCGGCGAAUGAAGUGGAAAAAAGACCACAAGUUGCCCAACACCAAGAUCCGCUCGGGUGGCACCGCAGGCGCAGCCGGAGGGCCCCCUGGCAGGCCCAACGGAGGCCCCCCCGCGCUCUAGUGUCCCCCACGUGGGAGCCGCGAACCUCGGGGCGGGGGUGGGUUGCGAGUGCGGGGGGGGGCGGUUGGGGGAGACGCGGGAGGGGACC
Molecule: messenger RNA, 915 nt
Organism: Lagenorhynchus albirostris (white-beaked dolphin)
Lineage: Eukaryota; Metazoa; Chordata; Mammalia; Artiodactyla; Delphinidae
Gene: HOXB4
Product: homeobox B4
Exons: 2
Coding region: 72-827 (251 amino acids)
Biological process (GO): embryonic skeletal system morphogenesis; anterior/posterior pattern specification; regulation of transcription by RNA polymerase II
Cellular component (GO): nucleus
Molecular function (GO): RNA polymerase II cis-regulatory region sequence-specific DNA binding; DNA-binding transcription factor activity, RNA polymerase II-specific
Source: RefSeq, a predicted model, not a curated record